AUGCAGACGGCCGACGCGGCACGCGCCGCAUUCGCCGUGUUGCAAGCUGCAUUGGCGACGCGUGGUCGUGGUGUUCCUGCUGCUGCUCUCCCUCGCAAUCUUCCUCCUCAUGCUCCCCGCCUUGUGGCUCGCUCACGCCUGGUCUUUACCGAGCUCCCCCCGUGGCAUUUCCCCGUGGCGCUGCUGAAGCUGCUUGACGAGCGCCACUCCCGGCAGAAUUCCGCGCAUAGGGGGAAGCAGCGCGGCGGCCUGGGGAAAAUGCACGCGGUGGUGUAUAGCGCGGGCUGCAAGGCGUUAGUUCCAGCUGCUGUUGCGGCCAACAGACGGCAGCGCAUGGGUAGGCUCAGGCGGAUCGGAGCGGCUAAGAGUGUUGAGGAUAUGGAAGCUGAUUUUGUCGUUGAAGACACAAAAAGGGCGAACGAGAUGGUCGGUGUUUAUACACGAGAGAUAGAGCAAGCGUCCGAGGGAUUGUCGAUGCGUGUGGAUGUGCUGAGAGCGCAUGAGGACGUGUGCCGGUUCAUAGGGCAGGGGGAGGAGGAUCUGAGGCGCGGGGGAGUUGAGGAUAAGAUGGUGGGGAAGGAUGGGUGGGAGAGCUGGAAAUGGCGCACCAAACUGGUCAUGGAUUUUAUCUAUGUGGCGAGACAAUGCCUCGCCACCCGACCCAAGUAUGUUCUGCUGCUGCAGGACGAUACUCUGCCUGCCAAGCUGUAUGAUGUUGGGAUUGAGAGGUUUGUGAAAGAGGAUCUGACCCAUAAGAGCUGGGGAGUGGUAUCGCUGUACAACCCCCAGUCAUACAACUGGGGACACCAGCAUGGGGAUGAGUAUUCUGUGCCAUGCUGUGCCCAGGCACUCCUUUUCAACGUGACUGCGUUGGAAGGUAUGCUGCAGUACAUGGAGGAGCACUUGAUGGAGACAAACAUGGAUCUUCUCGUGAACAAGUACCUGAAUGUGUCAGGCAUCAAGGGGUACGUCCACGUGCCUUCCCUGUUUCAACACCUAGUGGCGGUGCUGCGAGCGCUGGCCAAGGAGUGGGGCCGCGGGUUCAACUACUCGCGCGCGUGGUCGUCGAAGCAGCCGCCGAAGCGCUGCAUGGCGUACCCCGGGAUCAUCUGCAACGACAAGGGUAUCAUCAUCGGACUGAACGUGAGCAACACCAACAUCAACGGCACGAUCAAGGGAGUCAGCGCCCUCACCGCGCUCGCCUUGCUCGACAUGAGUCAGAACCCCAUCAAGGACGUGGCUCCCCUCGCGCCCCUCACCAACCUCGUCUACCUCAAUCUAGAGGCAUUGGACAUCGAAAAGGCACCCAACGCACUCGGCAACCUGGGCUUGCUCAAGCACCUGAACCUGAAUCAGAACUAUCUUUCUACUCCAAUCCCACCCUUGGUCACCGCCCUAACCGCCCUUACCCACCUGGACCUUGGGUUCAACGACUUCAGCGGGUCUCUCCCACCAGGCUUUGGGAACCUGAAGAACCUCAAGAAGCUAGUGUUGUCGCACGGUGGAGAUGCUCUGGGUGGCAAACUGCCCCCCUCCUUCUCCUCUCUCACCAACCUUCGGGAACUGUACAUGAACGACAAUGCCUUUGGGGGCAGCAUCCCUGCAUACAUCGGAAGCUUCCUCUCCCUCUCCUACCUCCGGCUGAGCAACAACAUGUUCUCGGGGAAAAUUCCCAAGGAGCUCUCGCGUCUCAAGAGCCUGCAGUUCCUGGGCCUGCGCUACAACUGGCUGACAGGGUCCAUCCCCGCAGCCCUCGCAUCCCUCUCCCAACUCACCUACCUGUCGCUGAACUACAACAAGCUGAGUGGAAGCAUCCCAGAGCAGCUGACCCGCCUGGCCAACAUCCAGAGCAUCAACCUCGAGAGCAACUACCUGUCCGGGACUCUCCCCAACAUCGAUCGCCUCAAGCUGCUCACCGACAUCAACGUGCGCUCCAACUACCUCAGCGGCACCAUCCCUCCACGCUACCUGGCCCUGCCAUACCACAGCCUGGCGUCGAAUUACUUUGUGGGCGAGGUGUCGUACAAGGCCAGGAACGGCACCUCCAUCUGCCCUUCCGAGUCCGACGUUGAUAACAACUGCCUUCGCCUCAAGUGGUGGGACAAGAAGGCGUGUGGAAAGAAGCCGCCCCAGCGCAGCGCAAGCACCUGCUGGACCUUCUGCCGGGCGGCGAGUCGCCUGGGCACGUGCGGGCGGCGGGGGGCGUGUGUGCCGGCCAGCCUGCGAAAGAACGACAGCGCGGUGGUGUAUGCUGCAUGCCAGUGCCAGAAGGGUGCUGCUGCCACGGCUGACAACCAAUACUGCGUGAAAG
Molecule: messenger RNA, 2311 nt
Organism: Closterium sp. NIES-65
Lineage: Eukaryota; Viridiplantae; Streptophyta; Zygnematophyceae; Desmidiales; Closteriaceae
Source: the annotation of a GenBank genome assembly